Messenger RNA from Phaeodactylum tricornutum CCAP 1055/1, 2157 nucleotides. RefSeq lists its product with no specific name. Gene Ontology annotation, biological process: cellular response to calcium ion. NCBI's taxonomy places the organism in Eukaryota, Bacillariophyta, Bacillariophyceae, Surirellales, Neidiaceae. Gene Ontology annotation, molecular function: calcium-dependent phospholipid binding. The coding region runs from base 1 to 2157 and encodes 718 amino acids. The record is from RefSeq and is a predicted model, not a curated record. The transcript has 2 exons. Gene Ontology annotation, cellular component: plasma membrane.
AUGCAAGACCCUCCCCUUUCCCAUAAACCGCCAUCGUUUAUGAAAACGCUGAAGAAGAAAAACUACGUCCCAAAAAUGAAAGCUAUGCCUGCUUCCCUUGCGACUAAUACAGUGUCUAGAGCUGGCAAAGCAGCCGGUAAUGUCGCGGGUCAGACCGUGAAUUUGACGACGAAAACAGUGGGUAUGGCGGGUACCGCGGUGAAUAUGGCAACCCUCGGUAUGGCAGGAACAGGAGUGAACGCUGUAGGAAAAAUGGGGAAAUAUGCUUCAAAAAAACUGACGGGGAAGGGGCGACGAGCCAAGUUGCAUAAACAGCAUUCUUGGUUGGCAUGGGAUUCUCGUGUAACGGCACCGUUCAUAAAACUUGAUCUUCUACUUGAAUGUCAUCGACUGCCAAAGAAAGACAGCUUUUGCCCAGCAGAUGCAUUUGCCUGUGUAUGGGAAGUGCCUUCUGGUUUCAAGUCAAACAGCAAAAGAGUCAACAGAAUGCCGACUCGUCAAGAACGAGAAAUUGGCAGAACUGAGAUUGUACGCGGUAACAGGGAUCCUCUUUUCUCAACCACAUUUCGACUUGAAUUUAAGUUUCAUGAAGAACAAACCUAUCUCGUAAGGGUAUACAACGAAGAUCUACGCUACUCGACUGAUCUCAAGGAGCACGAUUUUAUCGGCGGGUGCAUAUUCACCCUCGGCGAGCUUUUGGGUUCCAGUGGGUGUAGUAUCGCAAUGCCGUUAUACCGCGGAAAGUCGUUUGUUGUUUUGACUGGGCGAGAAAUCGUUGAGACUCGUGAGGUAUUAGAAUUUCGCUUUUCGGGACAGGAUCUUGGGUUGCUGGAGCGAAAAAAUAAUAAAGCGCAAGUUGCCAAAGACGUCUUGGAGACAAUGCAGAAGCUGAACGUCGCAAAGACCGUGCUAGAAAAGUUCGACUCCUACUUCAGAAUAGAGAAAUUAGAUAGGGAAGACCAGAGCUGGUCUAUGAUUUGGAAAUCAGAAGUUGUAAGCGACAAUGAGAACCCAACGUGGAACGCGGCAAGACUCCCUUUACAGCUACUCUGCGGCGAUGAGCCGACGAAUCCUCUCAAAAUAUCCAUCUGGGUCUGGAAUCGCUUUAUACCAGACGAAAGCGUAGGGUUUGUAGAGACCUCCGUAGACGAACUCAUACAGAAAGCGAAGCGCGGGAUCCCCGUCUUCAAUGUGAUGGCGGAAAGAAGGAAACUCUUCGGCGGCGUCAAACUAAAGAAAGCUGGAGUACUCAAAGGGUUAAAGAGCUCUGUACUGCAAAUUCCAAGUAUGCUACAGUACAUCUCGGGAGGAUGCGAGAUGGACUUAAUCUUUGCCAUUGACUGUAGCGAUGUCAACGGCGAUUGGCGAAAUGCAAAUAGCCUUCAUUUUCAUUCUGAAGAAUGGCUGAACGAUUACCAAGCAAUUAUCCACAAAGUAGGGACGAUAUAUGACGGAUUCGAGAGAAGACAGAAAUACACGAUGUUCGGCUAUGGUGCAAGGAUUGAAGGAGUCAAUCAGCAGUGUUUCUCUCUGGGUGAAAAUCUUCAAAAUGCUGAUGAUUUGGUCAACUGCUACGAUGACACGUUCUCACAAGGUAAUUGUGAUCUUGAGCUGGGGGCACGAGUCGAGCUGAAACACGUUGUUCAAUCGGCAGUCUAUCGAUCCAUUCGACUGAGUCAACAACGGCAGUCUUUUUCCACUUUGGUAGUGCUGUCCACAGGAGCGAUUGACGAUCUCGCUGCUACAAUCGACGUCGUUUGUGCGGCAGCUGAAGACGCCCCUUUGUCUAUUGUCAUUGUAGGUAUCGGAAACGAUGGAAAUUUCGAGACCAUUCACAAGCUGACAGGCGCCGAACAAGGAAAAUUGAGGCAUUCGAAUGGUGUGCCCAUUGCCAGGGACAUUGUGCACUUUGUACCAAUGCAUGAAUUUCAUGGCAACGUCCGUGCAUGUGUAGCGGAAUCCUUGCAUGACGUACCGGAACAAUUUGUUCAGCAUUUCACCAAUGCUGGCAUCAAACCAAAUCCUCCCCGUGCAGUUCCGGAUUUUUCGCUCAACCAAGUAUUUGGGGAGCCACAUUCUCGCGCCGACAAUCUAAUGAAAAAAGGAAGCAGUCAUAAAGAUAGGAAAAAUGGCAAUAGCUCAGUGCAUCGGAGGUGA